Molecule: messenger RNA, 962 nt
Organism: Liolophura sinensis
Lineage: Eukaryota; Metazoa; Mollusca; Polyplacophora; Chitonida; Chitonidae
Exons: 3
Coding region: 194-538 (114 amino acids)
Source: RefSeq, a predicted model, not a curated record
GCGAACACUAGGUGUGAAGUUGUAUGUGUAAUUCGGUGAUACUACCUGUUUACCUCAGGUUAAUAGUGUAGCCCGACACAGCAAGUCCAAACCAUGCUUAACAAGUAAUCAAUGUGUAACGGGCCUGUAGUUACACUGUCUGCCCCAAACCUGACUGGAUUGAAAUCAGUUCAAACGGAUUAAAGAAACCAUAAUGUGCCGCUGGGGCUGUACAACUACCCACACAACUUACAUGUGCAAGUGGUGCGGCACGAGGUAUUGCAAAGAAUGUCUUCGGGGAGACUUUAUCGGGAAGAUGUUUGAGGCCAGCAGAUGCCGCAAAUGUAACCACCCCAAGUGUCAAGGUCAGCGAGUAGAGUACGUUCCGACUGUCAACACAGAAGAUGAGAAAAAUGGGACGUCAUCACGAGCUAGAAGUAAAAGCCCCAGCAAAAGUGCCAGAAGUGCUAAAAGUGCCAAAAGUGCGAAAUCAUCGAAGAAAAAUUCAGGAAAGAAAUCCGGCAAAAAAAGUAGCGGCAAGAAAAAGAAGAAGAAAUAGGAGAGCAACAACCCAGGGUCCUAUACAAGCAGCAUUGUAACAACACUGGCUAGCAGUUUUCAGUUCAUCUAAAAACAUGGCAUCUUAAGUGUAAUAGUAAUUCGUAGAUUUAUAUCGAUUUGAUAGAAUAGCCACAUUGUGAGAAAUGUCCUUUUCUAUAUAUUUGUGGGACCACAUGAUAGAUGUAGACUACGCAGGUGCUUUUGCACAACACUUCAGUGUGUUGAUUUUAUUACUUGUCCAAUAUUUAUGUGCUGUGUGAUUAUAGCAGAUCUGAUUAGCAGGCCUGUACCUGACUCUGGAUUUCACAACGCGGUCUAACUGAACGUGAUUAUCCAUGUGUCAGGGUUAUAAACUGCUUGGAGGUAAAAUGGUCAACCGGGUAUUAAUCUACAUUUACAAUAUAUUCUUGAUAAUAUACUGA